Messenger RNA from Pyrenophora tritici-repentis Pt-1C-BFP, 966 nucleotides. RefSeq names its product RING and CCCH-type Zn-finger protein. The record is from RefSeq and is a predicted model, not a curated record. Gene Ontology annotation, biological process: snoRNA splicing. Lineage: Eukaryota; Fungi; Ascomycota; Dothideomycetes; Pleosporales; Pleosporaceae. Gene Ontology annotation, cellular component: U2-type spliceosomal complex. Gene Ontology annotation, molecular function: metal ion binding.
AUGGCAUUGUUGGAGGUACUGAAGUACGGCUCCAAAUUACUUGACGAUGAUCUCGUCAAAUUCAAAAAGCGAGGAGCAAAAGCUGCGCCCCGCAAAGUCGCGCCGCCACCUCCCAACUCAGAUUCAGAUUUCUCGUCCGGGUCAGAGGCUGAAGGCGAAGAUGGGCGCGUAGUGAAGCGGCGAAAGGUCAACAGCAACGCGCUCAAAGCAUCGACAACAGAUCAGCAAAUCAAGCCAGAAGUAGAGGGCACGACCCAAUACGCCGCGAAUCGCUCGGCAGUAAUAGAAGCAAGCAAUGAUGCGACCAAGCAAUCCAACUGGUACGAAGAGGAUGCCGAUGAAGCUCUCAGCUCCAAGAAUCUGCUCGGUACCACGCGAACCAAACCCACGACGUUCAUCGAGAAGAAUCCCGACGCCCCAAAUCGCCAAGUAGGGCCCAUGAAAGCAUCAACGAAUAUACGCACAAUCACCGUGACAGAUUACACCCCAGAUGUAUGCAAGGACUACAAGCAGACAGGCUUCUGUGGUUUCGGCGACAACUGCAAGUUCCUCCACGCCCGUGAGGACUAUGCGGCCGGCUGGAAGCUGGAUCGCGAGUGGGAAAUGUCCACCAAGGGCAAAAAGCCAGGAGGUACCGUUGUCGCCUCUGCGAACAAGGAUAACAAAGAAAAGGAUGAAGAUGGCAUUGAUUUUGCGCUUCUGGAGAAGAUACCAUUUGCCUGCCUCAUUUGCAAGAAGCCGUACAAGACCCCCAUCAUAACCAAGUGUGGCCACUACUUUUGCGAGGCGUGCGCUUUGAAGAGAUACCGAAAGGAUCCUACAUGUGCGGCAUGUAAUGCAAAGACAUAUGGUGUUUUCAACGGCGCGAAAAACCUGCAAAAACUUCUGGAAAAAAAGCAGAAAUGGGAGGACAAGAAGAAGGCAGAGGAGGAAGAGAAGGCAAAAGAAGAAGAGAGCGGCGACUGA